CCCGCCCCUUCCGGUCUGGCGGCCAAUGAGAGGCGCUGCGCGGACCCGGAAGGGCUCAGUUAGCGGGGAGCCGUCAUGGCGGGCGGUGGUGUGGGGGCUGCGCUCCUCCUGCUCCUCCUCAGCGCUGCUGCCGGCCCCGCGCGGGGCUGGGCCCAGCCGGACAGGGUGCUGCUGAGGGAGGUGCAGGCGCUCACCCUGCGCAGGGGUCAGUACACCACGUCCCGCCGCACGGCGGCCGUCCCGCAGUUGCAGUGCACAGGAGGCAGCGCUGGGUGCUCCCGCGCCCCUGAGGUUGUGCAGUGUUACAACAAGGGGUGGGAUGGAUACGACGUGCAGUGGCAGUGCAAAGCAGACUUGGAGAACACCCAUCGCUUUGGACAAAUUGAAGUGAGCUGUGAAGGCUAUGAUUAUCCAGAUGAUCCUUACAUCUUAAGAGGAUCCUGUAGUUUGCUGUUCAGGUUAGAGCUGACUGAGGAAGGUGAAAGGAAAGUGAAGAACUCUGACAGCUUCGGUUUCUAUCAGUCAAGGAAGGAUUCUUCUGAUUCCGGUGCUGGAGCAAUUGUUAUAAUUGUUAUUCUGGUUCUUGCUUAUGGAGUGUACAAGUUCUUCCUCAGUAACCAGCAGCCUCAGCAGACGUUUGGUGAUGGUGAUGGAUUCGCUCGUCCUUCCUGGCAGAAUCAUCAGGCACCUCCUCCUCCUGGUUUUAAGCCCAGCUUCACAGGAGGUGACAGAUCUGGGACUUGGUCCAGUCAUGAAAACAGUUCAGGACCAGGAUUUUGGACUGGAUUAGGAGCAGGAGGCUUGCUAGGCUACUUGGCUGGCAGUCACAGCAGAGCACAGCCACGGUCACAUUUCAGUAUGUGGACAGAUCCCCCAACUGCACCUCCAAUGUAUGGGCAGUCGAGCAACUCUACGCAAGGUAGCAGUACAGGAACAAGAACCGCUUCUGGCUUUGGGGGCACAAAACGAAGAUGAAAUCCUUGACGUUACUACAUCUAAGUUAUUUAACUAAACUGUCCUUUUCUGUGCUAUCCCCUUUUUUUUAUUAGCAGUAUGCUUCAAAAACAGCUGUGAAGAAAGGUGUAAAGAACUAGACAAAGCAUCUGUCUUUCCCACGUGGAAAUGUGGACCUUCACUCUGGUUUAGGGUAUUGCAGGUGCUGGAACAUAUAUUGUGUCACCACAAUGGCUUUUUCUCAUAAGAUACAAAAUAAACUGAUCCACCUUGAGAAGAACAAUGGUUCAGUUGCGUAUACCUGAUGGAUUAAUGCAAUAGUAGCCUUAGAUUUUCAGAGAAAGUACUGUUCUGGGGUCAAUUUCAUUUAAUCCAGAUUUUUUGUGGUUCUGUGUUUGGUUUUCAUUGUUUUGGUUUGUUUUUAGUGGCCCAGCAUCUGAAAUGCCUGAUGUAUAAUGUACCUGAUACCUAAGGGUAGCUGUUCUUUGAAACUACUGUUUGUCUGUGUAGGAUUCAUGUGAAUAUUAUUGUAAGUGCUGUCAGGCAGUCAAAUGGGGUUUUCUGUAGUGAAAGACUAAAAUUAAAUAUAUAGAGAAUAACGUUAAUCUAAUGUUUGUCUCUGUGCUGUGUGACUGUUGGAGACAAGACUUGCAGUUAUGAGGUCACACCAUGCCAAAGAAAUGUAACUUGAAGUAAGACAAGAUCUUGUCUAAUUUGGGCCUUUUUCUGGGGGACUAAGGUAAUUUAAAUAAAGAUGACUGUGGACACUUUGCCUACAA
This is a messenger RNA of Anas platyrhynchos (mallard), 1733 nucleotides long. The record is from RefSeq and is a predicted model, not a curated record. Lineage: Eukaryota; Metazoa; Chordata; Aves; Anseriformes; Anatidae.